This is a messenger RNA of Emiliania huxleyi CCMP1516, 816 nucleotides long. RefSeq lists its product as hypothetical. NCBI's taxonomy places the organism in Eukaryota, Haptophyta, Isochrysidales, Noelaerhabdaceae. The transcript has 2 exons. The record is from RefSeq and is a predicted model, not a curated record. Bases 1 to 816 code for a protein of 271 amino acids.
AUGAGAGCCCAAGCACAGAGAGAGAGCAAGCACUGCAGCGCUAGCGUGGCCUGGGUCGACUUCCGGUAUCUUGUUCCCAAGAGGCGCUUGAAACCCCGCAAAGCCGUCGAGCUGAACGACAAGGCGUGGCUCCACGAGGCGCAGGGCUACCUCAACCACCCCAAGGGCGCCAUCACCCUCGCCACGCGCUGCGUCGGCGUGGGCCCUAACUCGGUGUGCAUCUACCACCGCACGAGGCUACCGGGAUGCGUCCCGUGCGACAUCGGCGAAGCGCGAGUGCCGCGCACGCUGUCGCUCUUCGAGCACCUCAGCGGCACGCACUGGGACGGGUGCAACUACGGCGGCUGGUUGGCCACGGGGCACGCAUCCCUCAACACCCACGUCACGGACGUCGCCCGCGCCUUCGGCGCCUCGGCAAAGGUCAUGGAGGUGAGGCUCGGCUGCAGGGACCCGACGCGGGCGCACGAUCCGGACACCAACCCGUACCAGCGGGGCGACGGCGUCUUCGGCAACUAUGCAGAGUCGGCACGCGCCGUGGUGUACGACGGCACGUGCGUCACCGCGGUGCACCACGACAGGCUGCGCCCGCUGGCGAGCGGCAAGCGCCUAGCCACCGACUACGCCGAGGCGACGAAGCGGAAGGCCAAGGCAGCGGCGUGCGACGCCAAAAACUGCGACUUUAUGACGUGGGCGGCGAGCACGCGUGGCGGCAUCGGGCACGAGGCGGCGACGUGGUUCAACACCAACUUCGACAUCAAGGCCGCUAACGCCGUGACCUCCCUCGUGACGGGACGCUGGUCUUUGGUCCUCCCGUAG